This is a messenger RNA of Triticum turgidum subsp. durum (durum wheat), 309 nucleotides long. NCBI's taxonomy places the organism in Eukaryota, Viridiplantae, Streptophyta, Magnoliopsida, Poales, Poaceae. The record is from the annotation of a GenBank genome assembly.
AUGAUGGGUUCACGAGGUACCAGUGCUGUGCUCUCGAGAGCUGCACGGAUGAGGCAAAAGCUGCAGUCUUCUUUGGAGGCGAGUGCACUAGACAUCGAAGAUGUUUCUUACCAACAUGCUGGGCAUGCGGCUGUCAAGGACAAUGCAAAUGAGACGCAUUUUAACAUCAAGGUAAUUUCGCCGAAGUUUGAAGGGCAGAGCCUUGUGAAGCGUCAUAGGAUGGUGUAUGAUCUCUUGACCGAUGAGUUGAACUCGGGUCUUCAUGCUAUCUCCAUUGUUGCGAAAACUCCAACAGAGUCGGGAUCAUGA